AGCUUUGUUUUGGUGAGCCUCAUGCAUCAGCUUCUGGUUCAACAGCAGUGGCUGCAGUUCUUAGUGAGUUCCCAAGGGGUUUGGCAGAGGUUGUACAAAAAGAGGUCACUCACUACCUGGGAGCUCAGUCCGGCCACGUGCCUCACAGCAGGGCCGAUGCCAGGGCCACGGCAGCCCAGGGCAGCUGAGAGGGGCUGUUCGAGGUGGGGCCGAAGGCUGGGGCUGGGGCGUUUGUGACAUCACGGUGCGUCACAAUGCGGGGCUGGUAUUGAGGCCAUCAGCAGGCAGCGGCUGCUCCACUUUGGCCUGGGCCAGCGAUCAUGGCUUUGGCGUUUGUCUUCUCGUUGUUGGCGCAGAGAGUGCCAUGUGUUGGUGAUUAUUUGGAUGAGGAAACCCUCAACCGCAUGCAGCAGCGUGAGGAGUAUCUGCAAGAGCAGAUGACAAAGCUGCUGCUGGAGAUAGAAGAAAUGGAAAUGGCGCGGAGCAGGAUGGGCUUGCAAGCCCUGCUCUUUGCUUUGUUGCCAUACUGGAAAACUGUGAGCGUUCUUUGUCUCUUCGUCUUUCUGUUUUGGUUCAUGUGGAAGAUCCACAAGAAGUUCCGGGGCGUUGAAGACGACAGUGAUGUGGAGAGCUCCAGCAGUGAGGAGCAGCAGCAGGAGCAGCAGGAGCAGCAGGAGCAGCAGGAGCCGGUGGUGGAAGUGGAAGCAAAGGAUGAAUUUGUCUUUGCUGAAGAGUUCUGGCCAAUCCAUACCCAUCAAGAGGAUGGUGAACACAUCCUCUCGCUGUUGCGUCACCUCAUCGAUAUCUGCCAAUAUAUCGUGGCGGAUACUUUCUAUCCAGUGCCAGCACACACCACCGGGGUGGGCAGUGUCUAUGAAGGCUGGUGUCCCCUUGUAAAUAAGCCUGUCUUCUGCGUGGUUGUGUCCCUGUUGGCCCCCCGUGGGCACACUUUCCACCCAGAUCUGGGCGCCCCAGAGGAGCUGCCAGCGAGGAACUCCCGUGUCCGUGUAGAGCUGGAAUGCACGUGCGGGAGGGAGCAGGAGAUGCGCAUGCGAUGCUUCCUCCACGCCUCCGCGGAAGAGCUGAGAAAUCAGCAGUCCAACGUCCUACGCAACCUCUGCACUGACUCCUACCUGGAUGUGGAGAAGACUGCCCAGUGGUUCCAGAACCUGAUCAGAAAUGCCUGGAAAUACACGCAUUUGUCAGCAAUGUGCAGCAUGAAUGUGACGCAGUCCAAGCGCUCCUGCAGGCUUCAGGUGACAGAUGUCUACAAGAAAAUCUUCUUAGUUGAGAUGCUGUUUGGCGUACAGCAAGAUGACACGGACAUCUUUCUGAGCAGCCAGGAGACAGAGGUCGGUACUACUCCCAGCACGAUCUGGCCACAGAGCUGUACUGUGGCAGAAGUGAAGUUCUUCCUACUUGUAGCCGCCCGUGCCGAGGAGAGGAAUUUCUACAUCAGAUAUAUGCAAGUGUGCACCUAUAUCCUGGCGGGCCUCAACUUUUCAGUCUAUGAACUGAAGACAGUGCUCAUGCACCUCCUGACUGCCAUCCCUUUGGAAGGUUGGCAUAGGAGCUAUUUCCUGGAGCGGAUCGAUGACAUCUUGCGCUACCUGCGCUGCUGCGUGGAGGAGAAGCAUCUGGGCCACUUCUUCAUUGGAAAUGAAGACGUGCCUGCAGAGAUUAUCUUGCCGCAGGAUUUCCGAGAGUCCGAACCGCUCAACCUCUUCGAGCACCUGGAGGAUCCGGAAAGACAUAAGCAGGCACUGCAGGAGUUGGAGGAGCUGCAAGAUCGGCUCAUGAGCCUGCUGAUCUAUGGGAAGUGAGAGACAUCCACUUGUCCCACAGACGAGCACCCUGAACACGGAGAAGACACCGCUCCGUAGGCAGUGGGAAUUGCUCCUGGAUGUUUUCUCCACACUGGGGCAGCCAUACCCCACGCCGAUGAAGAGGGUGCUGCGUGAACACUUGAAACAGAGACUCUUCAAACCAGCUGGGCAGAGACCACCCAGCCUCUCCAAGAGCAUCUGUUUGCUCCGGGAGCAUUUAGAAGAACCUGAUCUGAAGAAGUAGAGCACAAUGUACUUUGUAACGUGUGCUUAGAAACAGCUGAUGCGAACAAGCAGAAAUACCACCUGUUGAAGUCGCGUAUUUUAGAACUAUAGUUGUUGAAUGAUGUGAUUGUCACUUUUCAAGCUCUAGUAGAAUUAUAUGUAUAUAUUAUCUAUUGUAUUAUAGAGUAGAAAGUAUGUUGUAAGUCUGUUCUGUUCUUUUAUUAAUUUUAAUAAACAUAUUUAUUUUUAUAA
Messenger RNA from Gallus gallus (chicken), 2303 nucleotides. It is a transcript of the gene ITPRIP6D, whose product is annotated as inositol 1,4,5-trisphosphate receptor-interacting protein-like 1. Gene Ontology annotation, cellular component: membrane. The transcript has 2 exons. The record is from RefSeq and is a predicted model, not a curated record. Bases 321 to 1823 code for a protein of 500 amino acids. NCBI's taxonomy places the organism in Eukaryota, Metazoa, Chordata, Aves, Galliformes, Phasianidae.